This is a messenger RNA of Phyllotreta striolata, 2207 nucleotides long. NCBI's taxonomy places the organism in Eukaryota, Metazoa, Arthropoda, Insecta, Coleoptera, Chrysomelidae. The record is from the annotation of a GenBank genome assembly.
CAUCACUGUAACGCAUCAGGUAAUUUCGAUUAAAUAUUCAAAAAGUUCGUUGUUGCCGCACGUUUAUAGGAAGCCUUAAAUAACUAGCUCAAAAUAAAUAAUUAUUGAAUAUUUCACAUAUAUACUUUUCUAUUUCAAAUUGAAAUUUCGAUCUUACUUAAUUAUUGUUUUGUUUUCCAUUAAUUUAUUAUCUCAAAUCAAAUUUCGCGGAAUCGAUAAUUACUCGAAGUUUGGCAACGCUGCGAUUCGGCUAAUCGCGAUUUACACCAAGGUAAAAAAUUUGGAAAAAUUGAACCAAUCAAAUAAUUACAUUGAAGUUGAUUAGAAACGUUAAGUUACACAUAUUGACAUCAAAAGUAUUUGGUAUUGAGAAAAAAUGUUCAAUAUUACGGAAUAUCUAGUUAUAUCUGUAUAUCUCAAUUAUCGCUGGAAUUUUCUGUGGUGGAAUAACUAGGUCACGGGACCAGAUGAUCGCGAUGGAGUGGUGGGGAGGCAUCCGUCAGAAACAUAGCCUAGCACACUCGAUUUUUCCGAUCAGAAAAGAUGUUUCCGUCAAACGUUAACGUGCGUUAAAAAUGUGUGUUUUGUUAAGUUCAUAAUAACUUUAAAUUCCCUAAGUAUUCAUAACCGCCCGGCUCAAUCUCAGUGUUAGAUUAGUCGGGUUCGAGACAGCUCUUUACAUCGAAGAAAGAAACAGUUCGUGGGUGUCGAAAAGUUCGUAAAUUUCCGUAUUUCUGCAAUUAUUUCAAGAUGACACUGCUUGGGAACGUUUUCGUGUGCAUGACCGACACAAACAAUACCGAUUUCGACGAUUCCUACAAGGAAUUAGUAAGGGAUUUGGUUCCCGAUUGGGUUUGUGCCCUGGAAUAUGUGCCCUGGUGUUGGGCCAUUUUUGGCUCCAUCCUUGUCGGACUCAGCGGCGUUUUGCCGCUCCUUGUCAUACCAUUGGACCAAUCGGACAAUUUGAAACAAGGAGAUGGUGCUAAUAGACUAAAAACUCUUCUCAGUUUCGCCGUUGGUGGAUUAUUGGGAGACGUGUUUUUGCACUCAUUGCCCGAAAUUUGGGCGAACGACACCGUCUCUUCUGUCGGUGGACAUCACAUUUCCUCUAGCGGCUUAUGGAUCCUAACCGGCCUCAUAAUAUUCGUGACCGCCGAAAAAUUAUUCUCCGUUUUGGAGCAAAUCGAUACAAACAGCACCCAAAUCGCGGAAACCACCGCAGAAAACAACAACAACAAGAAACAACCAGUCGAACAAAAAAAAUUCGUAGCCGGGUACCUCAACCUGGUGGCGAACACCAUGGAUAACUUCACUCACGGGUUGUCCUUGGGCGGGGCCUUCCUGGUGUCCCUGCAGCUGGGCUUGCUCACCACCUUCGCCAUAUUGGUGCACGAGAUCCCCCACGAGGUGGGAGACUUCGCGAUUUUGCUCAAAUCGGGCUUCACCAGGUGGCACGCCGCCUUGUUCCAGAUAUUAACAGCGGGUGGCGGGCUCGUGGGGGCGAUGGCGGCUAUCACCUUCAGCGGGGCGCGGAAUGCUCUUGAGGCUAGGAGUUCUUGGAUAUUGCCGUUUACCACUGGAACGUUCCUUCACAUAGCUCUGGUGACUGUUCUUCCUGAUUUACUGAAAGAAGAAGAUCCUAAAGAGUCCUUCAAGCAACUAUUAGCUUUAAUCCUAGGGAUCGUUGUUAUGGCGUUUGUUACUAACGUAUUGGAAUAGAAUCGAGCAUCGUACAGGGGCGUAGAACGAUAGAAAAAUUAUCAUCUUGCUGAUGGGAAAUGUGGUAAACCGUACAAAAAUGGGGCUGAUUGAUUUGUAUAUCAUCCUUUAAAUGCAGCCCGUACAAAUUGUUUUUUUUAUGGAUUAUUACAUUUUGGAUACAACUGUCUAAUUGGAGUUUUUGCCAGUAAAAUUUGGUUUUUGUUUGAACUUGAAAAGUUUCUAAUGGGGUAUAUUAGGCUGUGAAUUAGACAGGCAAAAUUCAAAAUUUCAUUUCGCGUACCGUUCGAUUCCCGGCAAUAUUCAUACGAUGGUAUUUUUUUUGACUACAAAUUGAGAAAUAUGCUGUGUUGAUAAAGUUGCCAUAUAUUUUAUUAUUCUCUAGUGAUAUCUAGUUUUAAAGCUGUAUAUACAUAUUUUAUCAGUAUUUUAGGGUAGAAUAGAAAUUUGAUAUCAAGAAAAUGUAAUUUUUUAAAUACACAUCUCUG